Messenger RNA from Angiostrongylus costaricensis, 867 nucleotides. The record is from the annotation of a GenBank genome assembly. NCBI's taxonomy places the organism in Eukaryota, Metazoa, Nematoda, Chromadorea, Rhabditida, Metastrongylidae.
AUGCCCCAACGAUCUCCGAUUCUUCGCUGUUCGUCCGGAGGAAGUGACGACGAUCGUCUACCGAAUCUUCCUGACGAGAUCAUUGCACACAUCGUCUCCAUGGUGUCUCCGACUGAGACUGUAGCUUUACGUUGGAUAGGUGUAAAUUCCGGUUUCGACGAAGUCGUCGAGGAGCACCUCAAACGGUCGACAACGUUAAACGUUUGCGAGGACUUUAUUUGGCGAAAACUCUGUGGUUGUCUUACGGAGGUCAAUCUUCAUGUGAAGAUCUCCGAUUCAGAAUCGGUUACCUGUUGCGGGUUUCGUUCUCUGGUCCGCUAUUUGUUAGAAGUGACAAAUUCCCAGACGAUUUGGAAUCUAACGUUGGAGGACUGUACAACUAGUGGGCAAGGUUACCAAGGUCUCGCGGACCUGACUCGUAAUCGUAACAAGUCAUUCAUAUGCUAUGUUCGGACGCUUUUGGAUCUCAAUACGACGAUCAAUAGGCUCACUCUUCUGGACAGACGAAAGAUCUCACCUUAUAUGAUGAUAACGUCUCCUCAUAAGCGGCGAUCGAUAUAUAUGUAUCCGGAAUUCAAGUGCUGUCGUGAACUAUUUGUUUGCUACGAUAUUGGUUUGAUUGCACCUCAAUUCGCCCAUCAUAAUGACAGUUUUACUUCUUUGCGGAUAUUUGAGGUGGACGAGUCUCAUGUUUUCUACAAGAAGGACUUAUUAGAGUAUCUCAGUAAUGCGCCAAACCUUUGUGAAUUGCGGGUUGUGGUGCCGGCUACCUGGUGUCGUCGCGUGAGCAGGUGUACAAAAGGGUGUUUCAAAACUCCUGACUUUGCGUGCUUUAGAUUACCGGCGAACACUCACACUUUCCUAUAA